CAUACUUACGGGACCCCUGCAUAAAUUAUCUUUUGAUAUAAAUAAAGUAUAAGGACAUGCUGUUCCAGUGGGGGGGUUCACACUUUCGCGCAAUACAUAUCUAGGGCUAAAUGAAGGAUUCUUGUGGCGGGGAAACAAGUGAAAAUUGCAGGAAGUGAGUGAUUAAAGUCGUGGGAGUGUGAGAAAGUAAUGUGGGCGACAGCCGGGAGGGAGCGGCGCGUGCGCGUAAAAAAAACAGAAAUAGACCCCGGAGCUCCUCCUCCACUUACAGGAAGACCAACCAGGCGGCGUUUACAGGAGCACACUACUAAACGACAAACUAUAGUGAUGUGGGCUGAAAAACUGGGGAAACAGUUGGGCAAUCCGACACGAUCAGUAACUGGGUGGCUGGUCAGUAAACUGCUCACAUCGCACAACCGGGUCCUCGAAGAGAGUGCUGUCCAGCUGAGUGGGAUCCAACCUGGGGACACAGUGCUGGAGCUGGGUCAUGGCCCAGGACUUGGUCUGCAGUCAGCAGUCAAACUACUCACAGAGCCCACAGGUCACCUUAUAGGUGUGGAUUACUCAGAGUACAUGCACCAGAUGGCAAGUGAGCAACUGAAAGAAUUUUUGGCCAGUGGGAAAGUGACCCUACAUCACUGUGAUGUCGCAGCAAUGCCUCUGGCAGACAGCUCUGUGGAUAAAGUCUUUCAUUGUAACUGCUACUACUUCUGGCCUGACCUCAGGAAGGGAGCCACAGAGAUACACCGGGUAAUGAAACCAGGAGGGCUGAUGGUGACCACGCUGAGGCUGUUCCGUGUGGCUACUUUUGCAGCAAAGCGAGUGAUACCAGGAGAGAACUGGCGCCCGCAGGCCUACAUGGCAGCUCUGAGAGACUCUGGCUUCACUGAUGUCAGAAUGGAAGACAGACAACACAAACACAUUGUUUUUCAGGCUAUCUUUGCCACUGCUGGAAAAUAAGACUGAAAUGAAACUGCAAAUGAGAGAUUGUGUGUAUUUUAAAUGCUUAAAUGAAAACAAAUCAAACACAGAAAUUAAGUAAAAUACAAUACACAUUGUUGGUUGUAUUUGCAUUUUAUGCAUUGAUUGUGUUAAUUGUUUUAAAUAACUACAUUGUUUUUCAUUUGUGACACGGAUUUUCCAAACCACAUCAAAAUCAAAUCACAACACAGAAAACUAAAUGAAAAUAUGUAAGUCAUAUCAGUGUGUAUUGUAUUUCUGUGUUUGAUUUAAUUUCCUUCCCUAAAAUCUUCCAUACCUCUCAGCUGAACCACACUGUAGAGCUGCCUUGUUGAACAUUUCCUUGAUACAGAGGGGUCUUAGACUAGACUAGACACUACCUUAUAUUUGAUUAAACUGUAAAGCUGUUUGAUAUGAUUGACAUUAAAUAAGGAUGUGCUGUUCAUUUCUGUUUGACAAGCUGCUGGCUCCAGAUAUCAAGUAACUGUCACAAAAGUUAAAAAAAAUAAAAAACUACAAUAAUUUA
This is a messenger RNA of Micropterus dolomieu (smallmouth bass), 1486 nucleotides long. RefSeq lists its product as uncharacterized. The coding region runs from base 190 to 960 and encodes 256 amino acids. NCBI's taxonomy places the organism in Eukaryota, Metazoa, Chordata, Actinopteri, Centrarchiformes, Centrarchidae. The record is from RefSeq and is a predicted model, not a curated record. Gene Ontology annotation, molecular function: sterol 24-C-methyltransferase activity. Gene Ontology annotation, cellular component: endoplasmic reticulum. The transcript has 4 exons. Gene Ontology annotation, biological process: sterol biosynthetic process.